AAGUGAGUGAGAGCGACUGCCAGAAGGAAAAGCGAGGAGUAGGCGGGAGCCCGGCUCCUGCGCCCCAGGCCAGUGGGAGGGCGGAGCCGGGCAGUCCGCGGCCAGCCAGGACGCACGGAAGUGCUGUGGAGUUCGCCCAAUUCCCCAGCCUGCUUUUCCUUCUCCCUCCCUCUCCCCACCCCUCACCUCCCCCCCGCCACUCACCUCCCCCCCGUCGGCUAUUCCCUCCUUCCUCGGGACGCCACCUCCCGGAAUCGCCUUUUUUGUUGUUGUUUUGGAGCUGGCUUCUCACUGGAGGCGCAGAGGGGCUGCGAACGCUGGAGAGGAAGGCGGGCUGGGGGCGCAGCCCGCCGCCCACCGGCGGGACCCCGCGGGGCAGAGCGGAGGACGGACAGUCGGCCGGGCCAUCUGCUCUCCAGAGCUCACUCUCCAAACUCCUGUUGAGUGUGUGCGUGCACGCGAAGGGUGGGGGUCCACGUCCCGCGUGCGGGGACCGUUUACCGCGGGGUUACCUUUGGCCGGGGGUCCUUGGACUCAGAUCUGGGUCAGCUUCAGGCUCAGAAACUGCUGAGGAAUUAGGCAAACAAAAGAGGUCACUCAGCUAGUGGCCAGAAGUCGCCCGAGCGCCUCGUCGCGUCCCCUCCUUUCCCCGGGGCGGGGGCCGGUCACUUGGGGGCGGGGAGAGGGCGCCCCAGCCGGCUGGGGGCUGGGGGCCGGGCCGGGCCGCCGGGGUCGAAGCGUUGGCGGCCUGUUGUGUAAGCCUCAGUCCUUGUUUUCCCGGCCUGGCUCGUUGUGAAGCCGGACACAUCCACCCUUGGAUUCGAUUCAGGAGGCUGCUGCUUUUCUCCUUGCCCCUCUUGGAUUUUCUGGAUUUUUGAAAACCCAGUGGCCCAGGAAGAGGAGGAGGAAGGAGGAAGGAGCAGAUCUACAGAGGAAUGUGAGAGCCUCCCAAGGCCUGUGGAGCCAGAAGGAGCUGGGAGCCAGAGCUGCCGGGGUUUCUGGGAUGGUGGUUUCUGAGUGAUUCUCUUCUAUUUUAGAACAUCGUUCCAGUGGAGAGUGUCGAAUUCUUGCCCUCUCAGAGCUGACUUCUCCGAGUCACUUGACUCUUCUUCUGGGAGUGGGAGGAGGAGAGACUCUCCCUUUUAGGGGCUGAGGAAGGAAGGGAGGAAGACCAUGGACAUGAGCUCUCCCUGCUCACAGGCGUGUGCAGGGAGACCUGUUUCUGGGCCGUGGACAUUGCUUUGAAGAGAGGGAGGCUGGACACCAUCUGUGGGUGCUGAGACCCCACCGUAGGGGCUGAGAGACUGAGGGCUGUGGCAGACCUUGAGCUGCUAGUGCAUUCUUGGAAAACCUAGCAAGUGUCCCCAGUUCUGGGCAGGACUCUGUCCUCAUCUUUCUCUACCACUGGCCCAGACAUGGCACUAAAAGGCCGAGCCCUCUAUGACUUCCGCAGCGAGAACAAGGAGGAAAUCAGCAUCCAGCAGGAUGAGGACCUGGUUGUUUUCAGCGAGACCUCGCUGGAUGGAUGGCUGCAGGGCCAGAACAGCCGUGGUGAGACAGGGCUCUUCCCUGCCUCUUACGUGGAGAUCAUCCGCUCUGGCACCAGCUCCAACCAUGCCGACUACUCCAGCAGUCCUGCAGGCUCUCUGGGGACUCGGGUGAGCUUAUACGACAGCUCCAGAGUGGCAGACCCUUCCUGGAGUGGUGGGGGCAGUGGCUUCCUCUCAAACCAGGGUAGUUUCGAGGAGGACGAUGAUGAUGACUGGGAUGACUGGGAUGAUGGAUGCACAGUGGUGGAGGAGCCACGGGCUGGUGGGCUGGGCACCAACGGGCACCCCCCACUCAACUUCUACCCUGGUGCCUACCCCAGCCAACACAUGGCCUUCCGGCCCAAACCACCCCUGGAGCGGCAGGACAGCCUGGCAUCUGCCAAGCGAGGCAGCGUGGUGGGACGCAACCUCAACCGCUUCUCGUGCUUUGUGCGCUCUGGCGUGGAGGCCUUCAUCCUGGGUGAUGUGCCCAUGAUGGCCAAGAUCGCUGAGACAUACUCCAUUGAAAUGGGCCCUCGCGGCCCCCAGUGGAAGGCCAACCCCCACCCAUUUGCCUGCUCCGUGGAGGACCCCACCAAACAGACCAAAUUCAAGGGCAUCAAAAGCUACAUCUCCUACAAGCUCACACCCACACACGCUGGCUCACCUGUCUACAGGCGCUACAAACACUUCGACUGGCUCUACAACCGCCUGCUGCACAAGUUCACUGUCAUCUCGGUGCCCCACCUGCCAGAGAAGCAGGCCACAGGCCGCUUCGAGGAGGACUUCAUUGAGAAGCGGAAGCGGCGGCUCAUCCUCUGGAUGGACCACAUGACUAGCCACCCCGUGCUGUCCCAGUACGAGGGCUUCCAACAUUUCCUUAGCUGCCUGGAUGACAAGCAGUGGAAGAUGGGCAAACGCCGGGCCGAGAAGGACGAGAUGGUGGGCGCCAGCUUCCUGCUCACCUUCCAGAUCCCCACGGAGCACCAGGACCUGCAGGAUGUGGAGGACCGUGUGGACACCUUCAAAGCCUUCAGCAAGAAGAUGGACGACAGUGUCCUGCAGCUCAGCACCAUAGCAUCGGAGCUGGUGCGCAAGCAUUUGGGGGGCUUCCGCAAGGAAUUCCAGAAGCUGGGCAAUGCCUUCCAGGCCAUCAGUCAUGCCUUCCAGAUGGACCCCCCCUUCAGCUCCGAAGCCCUCAACAGCGCCAUUUCUCACACGGGCCGUACCUAUGAAGCCGUGGGUGAGAUGUUUGCCGAGCAGCCCAAGAACGAUCUCUUCCAGAUGCUCGACACGCUAUCUCUCUACCAGGGCCUGCUCUCCAACUUCCCCGACAUCAUCCACCUGCAGAAAGGUGCCUUCGCCAAGGUAAAGGAGAGCCAGCGCAUGAGUGACGAGGGCCGCAUGGCGCAGGACGAGGCAGAUGGCAUUCGCAGGCGCUGCCGCGUGGUGGGCUUCGCCCUGCAGGCUGAGAUGAACCACUUCCACCAGCGCCGCGAGCUCGACUUCAAGCACAUGAUGCAGAACUACCUGCGCCAGCAGAUCCUCUUCUACCAGCGGGUAGGCCGGCAGCUGGAGAAGACGCUGCACAUGUAUGACAGCCUCUGACCACGUGUCCCUGGUCCUCUUCCUGCCCCUGGGGCCUGUUGGCUGCGGUGCAUGCUGCCCUCCGGACCUUCCCACACCAGCAGUGCCUGGCUGGUCAGGGGUGGGCUUUGGAGGAGUCAUGGAUAUCCCUGGGGAAGUCCCCCACCCCUUAGAGAUAGGGGCACAGCAGGGGUGAGGAUGGGGCCAGGAGCCCUCCAGGCCAAGGCCUGGGCUGCUGGUCAGUCACUUGAGGUCAGGCCAGGGUCUUAGCCUCCCCUAGAGCCUAUAGCGCUCGCUCACCUGGCCACCAUCCCCUCGUUCAUUCAGCAGAUGCGCAGGCCUGCUGCGGCUCCGGGUCAGACACUGGGCAUCCAGGGCUGUGACACGCCUGCUCUUGGGGAGUCCCCAGCUGAGGUGGGGGUCAGACCCAGCAACAGGCAGGGGCAAUACAGAAGGAUUGAUGGUAAAUAGCUCGCAGAAGGGACCACUCGUUCUGCGAGUCAGGGAUGACUCCAUGGAGUAGUGUCUUGAAGAAUGACAAGGACCUGCCAGACAGUAAGUGGGGACACUAGAUGGGGAGGGCAUUCAGAGGAGAAGAACAGCAUGGGCAAGGCUGUGGAGGCAUGGAAAGACCCCGUCUUCUCUCCUUUACCUUUCCCAAGCAAGUUUGGUGCACCCCUCGGUGGUGUCCCUUGUGUGACAGAGGGGGGGGAUCUGCCUUGCUCCCAUGCCCCUGUCCCCGCCCCCCCCCACAGGAGGGGCUGCAGGCCAGCUCCCUCCUGACUCCCCUUCACCAGCUGAGCCCCCUCACCCCUUGGUUAGGGGACCAUGCAGCAUCUUUGCCCUGGGCUCAAGGUGCUAAGAUAAGUCUCGGAUCCCAGGACCCUGGUGGCACCUUCCUGGAGGGGACACCCAAAAGUUACUGGGUAUUUGAGUUCACCAGCAAUAGCUCCCACACUCCAAGCAGGCUUGGGCCUCAGGCUCCCAGGGGCCAGCUUACCCACCACCCCAGGGAUCCUCGGCCCACCUGCCCACAGCCAGCCUCACUGUGAUGCCAGUUCAGGUCCUGGUGGGAUUGUGCUGUCUUCUAUCCAUGUUUACAUCCUCAAGGGGGCUCCCCCCAUACCCCCAGGCCAGCGCGUGGUCCAGCAGUGGGUUGGGGGAACUGACAGGUGCCGCUGCUGCACCCCCUCCAGGAGGUCAUGGCUGUUCCUGGCUGCUGCUGCUUCAGUCUUCUUUCUUUCUUGUUUUCUUGAUAAACCUUUUACAGUUAAGAUAACAAAAAUAUGACUCCUUAUUUGGAUCCCAGGGGGUGUGAGGGUGGGGGAAAGGAUACAGCCCUAAUUGUCCCUGGGAGCGAUUGGACUAGAUUCUGAGGUUGUGAUGGGCACAACAUUUACCCCAGAACCUCAGAAGUUGGGGGGAGGACGGUGCUGGAGGCAGGGGCUAGUUGGGGACCUCUGGGUGGCCCUGGACCCCAGCUGGAUGCAUACCCUUCCCAGACCUCACUCUCCUCAUCUCUCAAAUGGGUGGAGUCUUGCCAGGGGUUUGGCUUUGCUGCUCUGUGAUCUAGGACUGAAGGUCACGUGAGGAAGGGACAGUCUAAUCGAUAGGGGGGGUUCCUCUCCCCAGGAGGGCAUAUCCCAGCCUUGCCCCCAGGAAAGCCCCAGUCCAGGGGAGGGGGUGGGUCUCAGAACCUGUGUCCUUCCCCAAGCCGUCCAGUCCAGGCUGCCCAGCCCUGCAGUGGCUGCCCAGUUGGAAACUGAGGUGGACCCCCCAGCUAUGCCCUUGGGGGUGUCCCAGGCAGGAUGAACAGGAAUCUGUUUGCACACGGGAAGGAGGAGGGCUGGGGGGCCGCGAUUCUCUUGGGGCAAUGGGGACUUGG
Molecule: messenger RNA, 5001 nt
Organism: Mesoplodon densirostris (Blainville's beaked whale)
Lineage: Eukaryota; Metazoa; Chordata; Mammalia; Artiodactyla; Ziphiidae
Gene: SNX33
Product: sorting nexin 33
Exons: 2
Coding region: 1416-3137 (573 amino acids)
Biological process (GO): endosomal transport; endocytosis; cleavage furrow formation
Cellular component (GO): plasma membrane; cytoplasmic vesicle
Molecular function (GO): phosphatidylinositol binding; protein binding
Source: RefSeq, a predicted model, not a curated record